Molecule: messenger RNA, 5145 nt
Organism: Phalacrocorax carbo (great cormorant)
Lineage: Eukaryota; Metazoa; Chordata; Aves; Suliformes; Phalacrocoracidae
Source: RefSeq, a predicted model, not a curated record
GGCGGCCCCGCCGGCCGCGUCCCGGCCGCCCGCCUCUGUGGGCGGGGGCCGGCGAUGGCAGCGGCCGGGCAGGAGGAGUACGCCUACCUCUACCGGGACUCCGCUCACCCCGCCGGCUUCCUGGAGGCGUUCCGGGCGUUCUACCUGGAUGGGCUGUUCACCGACAUCACCCUGCAGUGCGCUUCGGGGGUCGUCUUCCGCUGCCACCGAGCCGCCUUAGCGGCUUGCAGCAGUUAUUUUAAAGCCAUGUUCACGGCCGAUAUGAAAGAGAAAUCUAAAAACCAGAUCAGGCUUCCCGGGCUCAGCCAUGCCGUACUGGAAGCCCUCGUGAAUUAUGCAUACACAUCACAGAUCCAGAUAACAAAGAGGAAUGUCCAGAGCCUACUCGAGGCUGCAGACCUCCUCCAGUUCGUGUCGGUAAAGAAAGCCUGCGAGCAGUUUCUGGUGAGGCAUUUAGACACUGACAACUGCAUAGGGAUGCACUCCUUUGCUGAAUAUCAUGAUUGCUCGGAGCUAGAAAAAGAGUCCAGGAGGAUAUUGUUAUGGCAGUUUGAAGAAGUGUGGAAGCAGGAAGAGUUUCUGGACAUUGGCAAGGAGAAGAUCUCUUAUAUUCUCUCCAGAGAGAAUCUCAACGUUUGGAAAGAAGAGGCAGCCAUUGAAGCUAUAGUUAAGUGGGUUGCACACAAUGUGGAAGAAAGAAUUGAAGAUGUCUGUGAACUGCUGAGCUGCAUCAAGGUAGACGUAGACAACAUGUAUCUGAGGUCAGCUUUAAGCCUACAAAAAAAAUGCCGGCUUAAUGACAAUAAGAUAAGGUCACUCAUAUACAAUGCCCUCAACCUUAGUCCCAAAGGUCUUUCCAGAAGACCCACAGCAGCCAUGUAUGUGAUCGGAGGAUAUUAUUGGCAUCCCUUAUCAGAAGUGCAUGUCUGGGAUCCUUUAACCAACGCAUGGGUCCAGGGAACCGAGAUGCCGGAUCACACCAGAGAGAGCUAUGGGGUCACUAACUUGGGACCAAACAUAUAUGUGACAGGAGGUUAUAGAACAGAGAGCAUUGAAGCACUUGACACCGUGUGGGUAUAUAACUGUGAGCGAGAUGAAUGGACAGAAGGCUGCCCCAUGCUUGACGCAAGGUAUUACCACUGCGCGGUUUCCUUAAGUGGCUGCAUCUAUGCGUUGGGUGGUUACCGGAAGGGAGCUCCAGUGCAAGAAGCUGAGCUCUAUGAUCCUUUAAAAAAGAAAUGGCUUCCAAUUGCAAACAUGAUCAAAGGUGUUGGAAAUGCCACCGCCUGUGCCCUGCACGAAGUCAUCUACGUAACUGGAGGUCACUAUGGGUACAGGGGAAGCUGCACCUAUGAUAAAAUCCAGAGAUACCAUUCAGGUAGCAAUGAGUGGAGUAUAGUCACCACAAGUCCGCAUCCAGAAUAUGGAUUGUGUUCAAUUACAUUACAAAACAAGAUCUAUUUUGUGGGUGGACAAACCACGAUCACGGACUGCUAUGACCCAGAGCAAAACAAGUGGAAGCAGAUGGCUCACAUGAUGGAGAGAAGGAUGGAGUGUGGUGCGGUGGUUAUGAAUGGAUGCAUCUAUGUAACAGGAGGAUAUUCCUAUUCAAAAGGAACGUAUCUGCAGAGUAUUGAGAAAUACAACCCUGAACUGAACAAAUGGGAAGCAGUAGGUAAUCUUCCCAGCGCUAUGCGGUCACAUGGCUGUGUCUGUGUGUAUAACGUGUAAACAUGUAAUUUUCAUAUUGCUGCUACACAAAACAGCAGAUGCAGUAUUCAUAAUAGUGCUGAUUACCUCAUGAAUGAGAUGUCUAAUACAGGCUCUUAGUGCACAUCAUUAAAAAUUAGGUAUAAUUUGUCUUUAUUCUAAGCAAUUUGGCAAUAUAAAUGUGGUAACAAGAUGAUAUAUUUUUCAGUCCAAUCAUUCUUUAUCAUAAAAGUUUUCAAAUUACUCUCUUGCAAUACUUUGUGCAGCUAUUUCACAGGAACUACUGUGAAAAAGAGGUUUGUUUUUAUUAAUCACUGGGUAGAACUAUAAUCUGGUGCUAAGGUGAGUAAAGCCAAACAAAAUACUCUGGAUUUCUAUGAACUACUGGGCUUAAGAUGAAAUCUUUGAUACUCUGAAGGUAGCUAUAGAAAUGGUUCAUUGCCACAAGCUACGCGUGUGGUACAUAUAGAGCAAUAUCACUUCGAUAACUAGGUUAUCGCAUCCAGAAAUCAUGGGCAGUUAGUUAUAGGAAGCCUCUCAUUCUACCUUCAAAUGCCAGAGUGGAGAAAAGCACAGGCUGGGAAUGAGGGGAUAAACGUCCUGCAGUGGCCCCAGAGCACAAGCCGAAAGCGUGUACUGGUUUUGCAGAACAGUGCUUUGCAGUACAGGGCAGUUUCAGAAGAGUGCUCACUUCGCUGUUCUCACACGGUCAGGGCCCUUGAGAAAUAAAAGGCUCUGCAUGGCUUUGUAGUGGGCUCCUUGGCAGAUGCACAGGUAUCGGUGAUUUAUUUUUUUCAGGGAAAAGCCAUGGUAACUAUUAUUUUAAAUAAAAUUUAAGAUGUGUGUCUUGAUGGAAUGGAAGGAGGAAAUGAGAGAGACUGGAAAGUUGCUAACAUUCCCCCACAAUACAAGCUUCUCUAUUUCGUUUAAUACCAUUCGGUCAUUUUGGAGUGCUGAACUGUGACAUGAGCAAAGGUGACAACUGAGGAAACUUGUCAAAAUAUGUUAUGCAUGGAGAAAUUGAAUGCUGAGUGGUCCACUGGAUUUAUUUAUUAUCUGACUCAAAAUGUAAUAUGAGAUCUUCAAAUUCUGCCUGGAAAGCAACUUGACAUGGGCUGAAAGGUCAUAAUUGUGUCCCAUCUUCACUGGGAGACUCCCGUGACAGGCUGCCAUCGCCAGCAGAAUCCAUAGGUAGUAUUCAAAUAGCUGGUGUUUUGACCCUGCCAUCUCCAGCCUUCCCCCCAGUCCUUGUUUCGCAUCCUGCCAUGUAGGUAGUAAUACAAAUGCAUUUGACCGAGUUGUUAUUGCAGUGACUUCUUAGGACUUGUUUUCACCCCCUAGCUUGUACAGAUACUGUAACGUGGGGCUUUUUAUUAGCCUGGUUCCCUGAGGGAGCAAGGUGCAACUGUGUUGUCUUUCUGUGUGUGUGGCUCAUACCCAGGUGGCUGCCAACCAGCACCUCCUCUAACGCUGGACUUACUUGUCUGGGUUCAGCCAUGUUCUACAGGGAGGUAUUGGCCUUAAAAAGACACCUUUUUCUUUUUUCAGGUUUUAUGAAAAUUAGGAACAGGAUAGAGGGGGGAGGCAGACUGAAAGGAAGCACACGAGUUGCAUGGAACAUACAAGAUGGCAAAGCCUUCCCAGUGCCGAGGAGGUGGCUGUGGGGAGUGUUCCUGCUCCUUCCAGCCUUUACUGCCCCUCACCCAGUCCUGCUUCAGCUGCUGUGGGGCUGCGCAGUCUGAUAGCAGUGAUCCAAAUAUAUAAAUGCCCCGGGGAGCAGAGAGGCUCUUUUAGCCCAGAUCAGUUCCCCAAUCCAGCUUAUAAAAUGGCAGCAGAAACAGCUGUUAAACAUUGGCGUGAGAGGGAGGGACAACGCAGGGCUGCCUUAGGGUGUGGCGGGAACUUCCUACACCAGCACUGCCACCAAAAAUUAAAUUUUGUUUUUAUUGGAUUUAUCAGAUAUGAUGGAAGCAGCUUUCCAAGCAGGUAAGCUCUGAGUUUAUAGUAUUUCUUUUUCUUGAUCAUAAGCAUUUUCAACCUUUUUUUGUUCUUUCACAUUUUUGUACUAUUUCUCCAUUGCAUUUCACUGCUGGUAGGAGGUGGCGCUCAACUCUGAGCUUUGAUGGGAAGUUCUGUGGUGUAUAUAUAGUUCUUGUUUUGAUGUCUUUGUGUGUCACUUUACUAUGUCAGAAGCUCACGCGCGCGUGUGUGUGUGUGUGUGUUCAGCAUUUUGCUUCGUUAGCCAUCCCACUGAGAGCUAUUUAAGGAUCUGGUGUUAAAUGCUUAAAGACUCUGAUCUGCAAAGAGGUGUGGGAAAUUGAGCUCUGAUGCUGUUUGAAAUGCGUGGGCCAGCAGGUGAGCAAGAGAAAUGAAGUGCUUCUGUUUCUCCUGGAAAUCUCCACAGCCAAGAAUUGUUCAAAGGCAGGUGGGGAUUUAAAGGACAACAUCACAAAAGCAUGAAGGUGAUCUUUGUAUUGAAGGAAAGUGCAGUGAACUCAACGUGUGUAAUUUUUCAGUGAAAAAUAUGUACCUGUGAAGCUUCGUGUUUGUUGAAAAACAUCAGCAUAGACCAGCUGCCUGUGACUGGCCUGAAGGUUUGUUCUGGCCUGUAUCCUGUUACUGGCAGUUGUGAGUUGGUGAAAGGAUGUAAGAACAAGGCAAGGGCUAACAAAGCUGCCCAGCAUCCACCUGCCUGCCCCUUCCCGACCGGGUGCUUAGCACUGGUGGAAGAAAGCGCUGUUCCAGGGUUGGAGGCACUGGAAGCCAGAGUCCACUUUCUCCCCCCGGGUGAUGUGCUGAUUCUCAGCAUAAUUCCGAAAUGAAAAAAGGUCUGUAGGUCUGACAUGCUGGGAGAGCACGUGCUGAUCUGGCAUAUUGAGACUUCUGCCUAGGGCUUCAGAUAACUCCUGAGUUUUUUGAAUGCGUUAGAAUAAACAGAGUGUAAAAGUUCAGACUUGCUGUUGAAGUGGUGCUAUUUUUUAAAAUAAUCUACAACGCCCUUCUAAAUUAGCUCAUGUCCGUAGCAUAUUCCAAGAAAGCGUGUAGCAGCAAUUGGGGCUGGAGCACAGCAGUAGUAUGAAUUCCCUGAGAGGAGGAGGGAUUCUGGCUCCUGGUCAGCAACUGGUGCAUCCUACAGGCAGUGGAAAGCUUGGAGCAGGGGAUCUUUAGCCAUCUGUGUGAUACGUUUUUAAUAAUAGUUGAAUGUGAACACUGAAUUGUUGUGCUGUCAGACCUGUAUUAUGUUGAAGUGUUCUGCUGUUUCAUUUGUAAACUAGAAAAUGAAGUCGUACAGAGGUCGAAUCAAUCAAAUCAGUACUAUUUAUUAAAAUUUUUACUGGUGUGGUCCCCAUGUCUGUAGUGCUACAGAUGUUCACAGCACACCUGUAGCACUUUAGCGAACAUUUGUAAUAUUUAAUAAACGUAAAUACAGCGUCA